Penicillium cinerascens is the source of this 420-nucleotide messenger RNA. RefSeq lists its product as uncharacterized. Bases 1 to 420 code for a protein of 139 amino acids. Lineage: Eukaryota; Fungi; Ascomycota; Eurotiomycetes; Eurotiales; Aspergillaceae. The record is from RefSeq and is a predicted model, not a curated record. The transcript is spliced from 2 exons.
AUGCCUGAGGCGACGAUCUCCGGCAUGGAGAUGAUUCAGAACAAGAUUUUAGUUUGGCCUGCAUGCGGAAUCCAAGUCGCAUACGGAGAGAAAAAGACCAAUAGGGGCGGUGGGCUCACCGAUGCACAGUCCAAGCUCGCUCCGAGCCAAUGGACCCUGCAUCCCGAUCGCGAUCAAAAAGGUCUUAAAUGGGUGGGAGGUUGCACGACCCUCGUGUUUUUGCUUAGCCCUGUCCCAGCCAUCUCAUUUGGGAACUAUAUUUUGCGUAGGAUCUACAGACGGUCGGAGAAGGCCAUCGAAAUGAGGAGUCGGGGCACGAGACCAGAUGGCCCUGGCAACGGGAAUGGCGAGGACGUUGUCAGCCCUGAACAAGGUAUUGCUCUCGUGGACGAUGGCUAUUGGGGCCGAGCUAUCCAAUAG